UACACUUCCUGUCUAAGUUGGAGCAAUGGCAUUUCCAUGUGUACGAUAAAGAAAAACACACAUAGCUCUUGUAACAUCAGUUUUACAAAUCUGCCUUUCAGCAAGUCACCUAUUUUCAUCUAAGAAUGCAAUUUUCAGCCUUGGGAUUAAGUUUGUUUUUAUUUCUUACAGUCUUCUGCCAAGAACCCAAGACCGACGAGAACUCUCUAGAAUUUCAAAGAGCAAAUGGAAUCAAUGCUACUAUAGACGGCUACAGACCCAAAUGUCGAGGGUGUGUGAGGUUCGGAGAGGAUGAACUCCAAGUCUAUGGCACUUUUACUCUACCAAAGGACAAGUGGCACUUGAUGACUCGAAGUAAAUGGUUUGGUGCACCUGGCUUUGCAGUCGUAAUGUGCGCUAUUGAUCUUAGAACCACCAAUAAUUACGACUGCUCAAAUUACUCCGAUCUUAAAUCUUGGACAAUGUUUUGCUUUUAUAACAAAGACAUCUUUAAACCCAAUGGCUGUAAAAUAUGGAAUGAAACACCAAGAUGGCAAGAAUGCUACUGUAGGGACACUGAACCAAUACAGUGGUUCGCUACAAUAACCCCAAGAUAUUUUCGCAAGACUUCUAUGAUAAUCCGAGCUGUGUGGGAUGGAAUGAUUUUGGGGAGCCCAAGAAGGUUUCCAUACCAGCCUCACGACACGCUGUAUAUCAAGGAUCUUAUUGAUCGUGGCCACAUUGUUAUGACAUGGGAGGGAUCGACUAAUAGAUCAAAAUCCUGGGCGUCGGAUCUUCUUCUGGAGUUCACCUUAGUGGUUCUAGCCCUCGGUAUCGUGGAUUUCUUCCAGUCUUAGACUGAGAUUCUGGUGAUAGAUGUCCAUUGGGAUGUGACCAGUAGAAGUAUCUGAACCAGGCAACUCUAUACACGCAUCAAAUAGAAUAGGAAACAUUUCUUGUUCAAAUACAGCAUCAUGUUUUUCUUGUGUUAUUUUUCAUAUUAUCAACAACACAAUUAGAGUUGUUUAAUACGACAGCAAUCGCGUUAGGAAUGGUUUUUUUUGUUUCUUAAAUACCGUUAGAUUUACCGAAUUGGUGCAAAUUUUUUUUUGCUUUUUUAAAGAUUGACAUGCUUUGCAUACAAUUUCUUUUGUAUUUAAAAUUUCUUUAAGUAGGGUUCACAUACAUUAAGUUUAUUUAAGUAGGGGUCACAUACAUUAAGUUUAUUUAAGUAGGGGUCUCAUACAUUAAGUUUA
Messenger RNA from Physella acuta, 1235 nucleotides. RefSeq lists its product as uncharacterized. The record is from RefSeq and is a predicted model, not a curated record. NCBI's taxonomy places the organism in Eukaryota, Metazoa, Mollusca, Gastropoda, Physidae.